Cyanistes caeruleus (blue tit) is the source of this 7807-nucleotide messenger RNA. It is a transcript of the gene CREB1, whose product is annotated as cAMP responsive element binding protein 1. The record is from RefSeq and is a predicted model, not a curated record. NCBI's taxonomy places the organism in Eukaryota, Metazoa, Chordata, Aves, Passeriformes, Paridae. Gene Ontology annotation, molecular function: DNA-binding transcription factor activity, RNA polymerase II-specific; cAMP response element binding; protein binding. Gene Ontology annotation, biological process: regulation of transcription by RNA polymerase II. Gene Ontology annotation, cellular component: nucleus; ATF4-CREB1 transcription factor complex.
AUCUGUAUACGAUAACAAAAUACAGAGAAGAUACUUUAUUAAACACACAUCAAAAAAUUAAAACUGAGCAAUGGGGCUAGAAUUCAAACGUCAAAACACUAUCAAAAAGAGCCCUCUACCCCAGUAUCCUGUGAAAUGAGAAGGAUGUGAUGGUAAGACAAGCCUUUUGCACCUCUGUUGGUGAUUUGGAAUGAGAAGCAUUUCCAUUCACUGCCAAUGAAUGGACCAAAUCAAGAACACUGAGUUUAGAUUUCUCGCUCAUCUCUAAAGCUUUAAGUAGAAGAAGCAUUCUGCUCCCAAAAGCAGGUGUAAAAGACCGAUUUAGUGAAUGGACAUUUUCAUAUCCUAGCAGACUCUAAAAAGGAAAAAAUAAUUUCCAAAAGAUAUGUCAGCCAUACACUGCAGACAGGAACGAGUAUGAGCCAAAAGCACAGCAGAGGUCCACAACAGCUGGGGCACAAAUGGGUGGCAGCCAAGGCUAUGCUGUCCUGCAACCUUGGAGCUCCUGUCUGCAGCAGGGCAGAGGGGAAAAGUGCAGCAGAAGCAGAAAAUGAGCUGUAGCCCAAGCCAUAAUACAUGUUGGCAAUAAAACAAUGUUUUAGCUGUUUAACCUGAGCUACCCUUUUUUCUUUUCAAAGAUUUAUUUUAGAAUAACUGUAAUCAACAAAACCUAAGGCAAGGCACAGCUGUAAUCACUCCUUGCAUCAUCUCUUGCAAUUUUGGGGGGAAUUAGAUGAAACUCAGCAUAAGGAAAACCAUUUCAACCUUUUUGAGAAAACAAGACUUGAGAUGAACUGAACUAAAUGGCACACCAGUGCCAUGUCAUGCGGUGCACCUGGCAGCGGUGUCGUGCCAGGCCAGCUGCAAAAUGAACCGCCUUUGGAGCUUCAAAUCUUGUUAUGUAGUGCCAUCUUGAGGCCUUGGAAAAUGAAAAGCAUUUUACUAUCUGAGUACAGUUUUUUUCUGGUUGUAGCUGGAGCAGUCCGUUCUUCAGGGUGUACAAUCAAGUGCAUUCAGCUGGGUUUGUGAACAGAAGAUGGGGAUGGACUCACCUGGCUGGAGCACCACUGGUUCUUUCCCUGCUUCCUGUAGCACCAGCUCUCUGAAACGCCUUUCCCAGAAACAGUUCACCUAUUUUCAUGGCAUUUAAAACCCCCAGCGAUAGACAUCACACUGGCACUGCAGAUGAGAUUGAAGACCACAGCACAUGGCUGCUCCUCUUCUCUGACAAGGCACACAUAGCUGCUCCUCUGCCCUGUGGUGCCUUGAGAGGUGGCAAAGCAGGGAGCUGGUGCCAUGUGUGCCACCAGCCCCCAGCUACUCUAGAUAUGGUGGUUUGAUAGCUUAGGUGGCUGGUGGCCACAUCUCUGCCAUCUCCAGCACUGGUGGGGGCAGUGGCUCAGGAAUGGUGUUUUCCAUGGCAAUAUUGUGCCAUGAUGGAGCAGCAGUCACCCUGUGCCUGAUUUUGGGCUGCAAGAGCUGGUCACGGGGCCAGAGAGGGCAGGCAGCAGGACAGGAGUCACAGGCUGGAGUAAAAACAAGGCAGCAGAGGAAAGUUUAGAGAAAUAACCUGAUGGACCACAUGGGGGGAGAGCACAACAGACACCAGGGAGCUGGGGUACAUUGAGGGGCAGCAUGGACUGUCCAUGGCACCUCACCUGCCAUACUAUGCCUGCAAAGGGAAGAGUGGUCGGGUCUUGGGGUGACACUGGGGGGCUGAGGAAAGGGGUCUGAGCAGUGGAGCACAGAGGGAUGGGGGUGCCCAUGGAGGGAUACAGCCCUGUGAAGCUGGAGGUAGCAGGUCCCACAUGGCACCAGUGUGUUUGUGGGGACAUGUCUGGUCCUUUGAUACCAUCUCCCAUGGCAUACUCCUGGAAGAGCUCGCAGCCCAUGAUUUAGACAGGUGCACUCUUCACUGGGCUAAGAACUGGCUGGAGAGGUGGGCCCAGAGAGUGGUGGUAAAUGGUGCUGCAUCCAGCUGGGAUCCAGUCACUAGUGGUGUCCCCAAGGAUACCAUAUGGCCCAGUUCAAUUCAAUAUACUUAUUGAUGAUCUGGGUGAGGGGUUGAUGGUACCAUUAGCAAAUUAGCAGACAACACCAAGUUGGGUGAGAGUGCUGAUCUGCUGGAGGGCAGGAAGGCUAUCUGGGCAGGCUGGAUUGGUGAGACAAGUGGCAUGAGGUUCAACAAGACCAAGUGCCAGGUCCUGCACUUGGGUCAUGACAACCCCAUGCAGCCCUACAAGCUGUGGCAGAGCGGCUGGAAAGCAGCUCAGCAGAAAGGUUCCUGGGGUGCUGGUCAACAGCUGCUGAACAUGAGCCCAGGUGACCAGGGAGGCCAAUGGCAUCCUGACUUGUAUCCAGAAUAGUGUGGCCAGCAGGAUCAGGGCAGUGAUUGUCCCCCCGUACUUGACACUGAUAAGGCCACUCCUUGAAUGUUGUGUCCAGUCCUGGGCCUUUCUAUUCAGGAAAGGCUUUGAGGUGCUGGAGUGUGUCCAGAGAAAGGAAAUGGAGCUGGUGAAGAGGCUGAAGCACAACUCAUCUGAGGAGUGGCCGAAGGAGCUGGGGUCUAGCCUGGAGAAAAGGAGGCCUUGGGAGGACCUUCUCGCUCUCAACAACAGCCUGAAAGGAGGGUGUAGCCAGAUGAUGGUCCAUUUCUUUCCCAGGCAGCCAGUAACAGGACAAGAGGACACAGACUUAAGGGAGAUUUAGGUUGGACAUCAGGGAGAAGCUCGUCAGAGAGAGUGAUUAUCUAUUGGAAUGGACUGCUCCAGGGAGGCGGUGGAGUCACCGUCCCUGGAGGCGUUUAAGGAACUUAAACAUUUAGUGCUAUGAUCUAGUUGACCUGGUGGUGUUCAGUCACAGGUGAGACUCGAUGAUUUCACAGGUCUCCUCCAACCUAAUCGAUUCUGUGACUCUGUGGUGCUGCGGGGGCGAGGGGGGCGCAGCUGCCUGAUGGGAGUAAGUUAGACGUAACCCUAACUCUAGGUGGAGCAGUGAAAAGAGCCUUGGGCUGAGUAAGUCGCCAAACAAAAACUUAUGGAGAGAGCUAUUUAGUGGCAGUUUUCUUCUCCGUUUGGCAGGUCAAUUGUAGCUGCACAGUUCCUGGAGCUCUGGGCUUUGAGGUUUUCGGAACCCUAACCCUAGGCAUAACCCUAACCCAAGGUGAGGCAGUGAAAAGAUGCUUGUGCUGUGUGCUGAUUCCUGUAAGUCUGAGAGAGUUUCAGCCUGUCAGUGGCUGAUCUGUUCCCAAGGGAGAGUCUCGAGAGCAGCUCUCGAUCAAGGACUAUUAUUGUAAAUACUCUAAUUUUUCUCAAAACAGUUCUGUGCAGCUGUGGUUAGUGUGUUUUCUUUUGUCCCACCAAUGGGACAGAGAGGUGGUGAUCCCUUUACCUAUCAUGUUAAACCUGUAGCGUAAUACCCUAUAAAAAGCUGAAAAGUUCGGAUAAUAAAGCUUUUUUGACCAUCUCCUUCGCGUGUUGCAUGGAAUCCACACUUCUACUUCGUGUCCAACUGUGACAUCUGGCGCUCACCGUGGUAUUGCAGCAACUGGCUAGAAGAUAAGGGAGUAAUUCAUGGAUGUGAUAGAAGCCGCCAGCUCCAGAAUGUCUUCACGAGCCAUCUCAGACGCCGGUUCCGACCCAGGAGACUGGUCUGACCCAGAAGACAUUCUCCUGGACCAUGACACACGGGAAACCGCAGCGGGAGUGGUCCAGGUAACUAAAUGACCAUGGAAUCUGGAGCAGAGAACCAGCAGAGUGGAGAUGCAGCCGGUACAGAGGCAGAAACCCAACAGAUGACAGUACAGGCACAACCACAGAUUGCAACGUUAGCCCAGGUAUCUAUGCCAGCAGCUCACGCAACAUCUUCUGCACCCACGGUGACCUUAGUUCAGCUGCCCAAUGGGCAGACGGUUCAAGUGCAUGGAGUAAUUCAGGCUGCCCAGCCAUCAGUUAUUCAGUCUCCACAGGUCCAGACAGUUCAGAUCUCCACUAUAGCAGAAAGUGAAGAUUCCCAGGAAUCAGUAGACAGUGUCACAGACUCACAGAAACGAAGAGAAAUUCUGUCCAGACGACCCUCCUACAGAAAAAUUUUGAAUGACUUGUCCUCAGACGCCCCAGGAGUGCCAAGGAUCGAAGAAGAAAAGUCUGAAGAGGAAACAGCAGCACCUGCCAUCGCCACUGUUACGGUGCCAACUCCCAUUUACCAAACCAGCAGUGGGCAGUACAUUGCCAUCACCCAGGGAGGAGCAAUACAGUUGUCUAACAAUGGCACAGAUGGAGUACAAGGUCUCCAGACAUUGACAAUGACCAAUGCAGCUGCAACUCAACCUGGCACCACCAUUUUACAAUAUGCACAGACCACAGAUGGACAGCAGAUACUUGUACCCAGCAACCAAGUUGUCGUACAAGCUGCCUCAGGAGAUGUGCAGACCUACCAGAUCCGCACCGCCCCGACCAGCACCAUUGCACCAGGAGUAGUCAUGGCAUCCUCCCCAGCACUUCCGACCCAGCCGGCAGAAGAGGCUGCACGGAAGAGAGAAGUGCGUCUAAUGAAGAACAGAGAGGCAGCACGUGAAUGUCGCAGGAAGAAAAAGGAGUAUGUGAAAUGUCUAGAAAAUCGAGUGGCUGUGCUUGAAAACCAAAACAAGACACUGAUUGAGGAGUUGAAAGCACUUAAGGACCUUUACUGCCACAAAUCAGAUUAAUUUUGGAUUCUCAUUUUCACUUGUCCAGGUGGGAUAGAGACUGGUUCUGGCUAUACCCAGAAAGACAAAGUAAACUUUUUAUUUUCUAAACAUUUCUUUUUUUCUAUGCGCAAAACUGCCUGAAGCAACUACAGAAUAUACUUCAUUUGUGCUUUGCAUCAAACUGUGAAUGUUCAAGUACUUGCCUCCACUUCUCCCCUUACAAGAUGAAUUUCAUCAUCAAUCUCAGCGUGAAGAAGAACAGGCUUCUUUCUCGUCUCCCGAUCCUCUUCAAGGAGUAACAGUGGUCACUUGGGAAGUUACUGUGGGGAGGGUCCUUUUGUAAAGAUGUCAAGAAUUCGUGCUGAGCUCUUUCCAUUGCCUUAGAGACAGAACCACCCCAGCCUCUUGGUCCAGAGAACUGUGGGCCGCAUAGGUGGAGCAUGCAUGGUACAAUGAAGAAGCAAUGGUUGCCAAAUUGGUUUCACACGUUCAUGCUGAACUGCACAAAUACACAGCUGAGCAGCAUGCCAGACGAAGGGCACUUCACUGUCCUGUUCUUGGUGUGGAGAUAACAGACCUUUUUCAGACUAGCCCAGGAGGGGGUUUGAUUUGCAGUCUGUAUUAAGCCCUCCUGGACUAGUAAAACCCUCUCCAUACCUCAGAAACAAAUGCAUUGAGAUGAGCUUCACUGGUCAGUUGUUGCUACUCAUAGUUUAUGUGUGCAAGUGCUUUCAGCAUUCUGAACGCACAGAAAACAGACACCAAAUUCAUAGGAUAUAGGUUGGGAAAUGAUAUUUGGAUGGGAAAGAAAAUUGUUUUAAAAAGAUGCAAUCGUGAUGUUCUGAAAACAGUCACAUAGUAAACAGGGGUAACACAUGAAAGCACUACCUAUUUGUAUGCAGAACAACUAAGCAGUUGAAGCAUGGCCAACUCCACUUAAGGACUCCCUGACGACAGUAUGGUCUGUGUCCCAAGUCCUCUCACGCAAUGAGGUUGUUUUUAUUUCCCUGCCACUGACUUAUGCAAUGGAAAUUAUUGUACUCAAUAGAAAUAUCAGCCUGGUUUGCUAAAUUCUUUUUUGAACUUUGAGGCUACCUUCUAUACAUAAAUUAAUUUACAGUAUGACAACUACUAGGACAACCUCAAAUAUUAAAGAGGACUUCAAACACAGAUAGAUAUUCCAACUUGUGCUUUGCAAGGAACAAUACUGAUUAUUUGAGCCUGGCCAGGUUAGCUAAACUCUUAAUUUAUUUGGGGUAUUUUUUCAUGGAAAGGGUCAAAUUUACUGAGUAACCUAUUCCUGCAACUAAAAUUACACAUGUGCCUCAGAUCAGUUUGCAAGAUCAAUUUUUUUUUUUCUGUGCACUGAGGAACUGUGAUCUUUCCCAUAUUUAUGGUGUUAAAAAAGGUAGUUAAUAUUUAAAAAAAACCUCUGUACUAAGCAUUUGGACUUCAAAAUAAUCAUGCUCAAAAGGAACCAAAAAAGAACAUCAAGAAGUUGUCCAAAAGAAUGUGUCCAAAAGAAUCAUGGACGGUUUGUGUACUGGCCCUCUUGAAGCCAGUCUCUCUCAUUGUGUUAACUUGGGUCAUUUGAUGGAAGAAGUUUACUUUGGGCUUUUGGUCAAACUUUUAUGUCUAGAAACACAUGGAUAAGGCUCUGGUCUAUACUAAUGCCUUGCCUAGCAGAGUAUUAGCUAAUAUUUUUUCCCAUUCACUCUAUCUCUUUUUAAGAUAAAUUUCAUACAUUAGCUUCUAAAAGGUUAUACAGUCAGUGUGACGUUAUAAGAAAAAUACUGGGUAGUUGAGUCUCAAACACCUAAGCAGUAUUAAAAGUUCUAGAUUUCUCAUUUGAGAGGGCAUUCAGUUUCCAAGAGACUUAAUUUAAAAGGAGCAGGGUUAAACUUACAGAAUUCUCAUUAAAUCUAAAGUUAUCAAGAAAUUCAAAUUACACUCGUAUUUCAAGAAGAGAACAUAAGUAUCAGAAAUAUUAAAUAAUUCACUUUCACAAGUUUUGUGGGUGUUUAUAAAUGGUCUAUUUUUAUCUGCCAUAGAGAGUUGAUUUUUGUGGUUUUAUUUAAUGGGAGAUGAAUCUAUUAGUUUAGCAAUGCAGAUUUAAAGAAGACCCUAAGUUCUCAGCAGUGCUUUUAUAAAAAAUUUCUGAUUCUUAAAAUCAGUGAACACAAAUGCAUAAAACGGUUACAUUUUCCAGAACGAGUACUGAAGUAGAAAUGUUGAUAAUACAGGAAUCAUUCUUGUAAAACAUGAAGCUCAUGGUGGCCUCAUUUGCAAUUACAUGGAAUGGUUCCUCCAGCUUUGAGAAGCACAAGAAAGGCUGUAUAUGCCCACAUUAAGGCUGUUUCUUUUGUAGAACAUCUGUUUGCAAAAACGUGAGGUUUUGCUGUGAACCUGGGCAAGGCGAGCUGGGUGCUGAGAGCUGUGUCUAGUGGGUAAUGAACACUGUCCAGAGCUUGCUGAUAAUCACUGGGCAGAAAGCCUGGGGGCUGAAUGGGCAUGGGAGCCUAAAGCAGUGCCCAGGUGGGGUUCUCCUAGUACACGGUUUCUGCAAAUUUGUGUGGCAGUGAGAGGAGAACUGUGUUACCUGUUUGUCUGUGUGUGGUCUGCAAGUGGCCUGUAGUGGUUUUAGCCUAGACUUCAUUAGCAAAUAACGUUUUACUAAGAAAAGGAAUGUAAUUCAAAGUACAUAGGGGUCUGCAAGAAUCUUUAUUUUUAUUUAUGCUGCACUGAGGAUUUAGGGACACAAAUUUAUUUAAUGAAAAUUAUAGAUUACAAUAAUAAAAAAUGUAUUAGACCAAGUACAGGGCUGGCUAGGCUACCCAUACAUGCUUUACUAUUCAUAUUGACCCAAAAAGGGAAAGAAUGUGACACAGGAAUCCAUUCCUAUGUUAUUUACCAAGAAGUGAGGUUGGGGUAAUAAGCUUCUAUAAACUAAGGCCAUUUGGAAGUAGGAUGGAAUUAUGCUGACAAGGGGGAGGGAGGAUUAGUUUUAUAUCUCACGGUUGUGAGUUUUCAAGAACUGAUAGACUGUUUUACCUGAAGAGAGGGUUAGAAAGGGCUAGAUCCGUUAUGUUCAUAAUAAACAAGAAUUGGUUUGAAAUAUAA